GAAUGAAUGCCUCACGCGAACUGAAACCAAAGCGGCUGGCGAAAUGCCACCUUAUUAAAGGAAUUGAGACUGGCUCGGAAGAUAUUGACAUCCUGCCUAACGGCCUGGCUUUCAUUAGCUCUGGUUUGAAAUACCCUGGGAUACACAGCUUUGCACCGGAUAAAAGAGGAGAAAUACUGCUGAUAGAUUUAAAUGAACAGAAUCCUCGACCAGUGGAGGUCAGAAUCAGCCGUGGGUUCGAUCUGGCAUCUCUCAACCCUCAUGGAAUCAGCACCUAUAUUGGGGAUGAUGAUUCCGUGUACCUCUUUGUUGUAAACCAUCCACAGUACCAGUCAACAGUGGAACUGUUUAAAUAUAUGGAGGAUGAUAACUCUCUUGUGCAUCUUAAAACUGUCAAGCAUGAACUUCUGCAAAGCGUGAAUGAUAUUGUGGCUCUGAGUCCGGACAGUUUCUAUGCCACCAAUGAUCAUUAUUUCCCAGGGCUGCCCCAGAUGCUGUUGGAGAUGUUUCUGGGUUUGACUUGGACAAAUGUUAUUUACUACAGCCCAAAAGAAGUAAAGGAGGUAGCGUCAGGAUUUUACUCUGCCAAUGGAAUUAACAUUUCACCGGAUGGACAGUAUGUUUAUGUUGUUGAUUUACUGGAUCACAACAUUCAUGUUAUGGAAAAGCAUGCCAAUUUCAGUUUAACUCCUUUAAAGGUGCUGCAGACGGAAACUCUGAUUGAUAACCUAUCAGUUGAUCCUUACACUGGAGAUAUUUGGGCUGGAUGUCAUAUCAAUGGCUUCAAGCUGUUCUUUUAUGAUCCAGAAAACCUUCCUGGUUCCGAGGUCCUUCGCAUUCAGGACAUCCUUUCCGAGAAGCCUACAGUCAGCCAAGUGUAUGUUGAUGAUGGGUCAGUAAUUCAGGGAAGCUCAGUUGCCACAGUGUAUGGCAAGAAGCUCCUUAUUGGCACUGUAUUUCACAGAGCUCUGUCCUGUGAGCUGUGAGUUGCCCAUCCUGGACUUAGCUGCAGGGAAGAGGAUCAGCGUCAUCGGCCACCUUUAGUUCUGAA
Molecule: messenger RNA, 1051 nt
Organism: Euleptes europaea (tarantolino)
Lineage: Eukaryota; Metazoa; Chordata; Lepidosauria; Squamata; Sphaerodactylidae
Product: serum paraoxonase/arylesterase 2-like
Exons: 8
Coding region: 3-986 (327 amino acids)
Molecular function (GO): arylesterase activity
Source: RefSeq, a predicted model, not a curated record